AGGAGAAAGGCGGGGUAAAAGGCGCAGCGAGGCGCGCGUCCGCGGACCCUGCUUGCUUGCUUGCCUGCCUGUCUGCCUCCGGAUCGGUGCAAACGGCCGAGGACGCGUGGCUGGGGGAAGAGGGGGGGGGGCUCGGAGGCGCUGCGGAGGCCGAACUCCGGUGCGCGGCGCCCCGCGGGUGCCAGCAACCGGCCCCUGAGCCCCGAUGGAGACGGCGCCCUUCCCGCACCCGUUGGCUCCAGAGCCCGAACCAGGUCCCGGUUUUGGUCCGGUCCGGCCAGGCGGCGAGAAACGUUUCCGACUCUUUUACGUGGGUUGCACCAGUUUGGACCGCCGUGCCACGCUGCCCAUGUUGCCUUGGCUGAUGGCCGAAGUCCGGCGCCGGAGCCAGAAGCCAGAACCGGGCGCGGCACCGGCUCGGGAGGUGCUGCUGCUGCUGGGCUCGGCGCCCACCCUGCGCUGCGUGCCCUCUUCGCCCGGCGGCGCCCCCGGCUCGGCCGUCUUUAUCUUCGAGCACAAAGCCCAGCACAUCUCCCGCUUCGUCCACAACAGCCAGGACCUCACCUACUUCGCCUACCUGAUCAAGGCGCAGCCCGACGACCCCGACUCGCCCGUCGCCUGCCACGUCUUCCGGGCUACCGACCCCAACCAGGUUCCAGAUGUCAUCAGUAGCAUAAGACAGGCUUCCAAAGCGGCCCUCAAAGAAGACGUCAAGCCCAAUAAAGAAAAUGAAGAUGCCUUCUACAACUCCCAAAAAUUUGAGGUGCUGUAUUGUGGGAAGGUGACGGUGGCCCACAAAAAGGCCCCUUCCUCCCUCAUUGAUGACUGCAUCGAAAAGUUCCACCUCCAUGAACGUCAGCGCCUAAAACUGCUCAGCGAGCACUGCAGUGCUGAGUCCAGCACGGACCUCAUGACAUGGGAAGAUGGCCCCUCUUCCCCCUUGGACAGUCCAUUUCAGGAGAUGGAAGGUUCCAGCGGAGGCACCCCGGGGAUGUUCAUCGUGGGGAGCCAGACCAACCUGGCCAGUUGCCGGACCUCUUUCCCAGAGCGGAUCCUGGAGGACUCGGGAAUGGAGGAGCAGCUGGAAUUUCGUUCUCGCUGCAGCAGCGCUGCCAGCCUGCAAAGGAGAGUUCAGGAGAAUAACGCCAAGCCUUCAUCCCGAAGGCGCCAUGCCAGCGCCCCGAGCCACGUCCAGCCCUCCGACUCUGAAAAAAACAGGACAAUGUUGUUUCAGGUUGGUCGAUUUGAAAUUAACCUCAUCAGUCCAGACACCAAAUCAGUUGUGUUGGAGAAGAACUUCAAAGACAUCUCCUCCUGUUCUCAGGGCAUAAAGCACAUCGAUCAUUUUGGUUUUAUAUGUCGGGAAUCUAGUGAACCUGGAAUAAGCCAGUAUGCUUGCUAUGUCUUCCAGUGUGCUAGCGAAUCUCUGGUGGAUGAGAUCAUGCUGACCCUGAAGCAAGCCUUUAGCACGGCAGCUGCCCUGCAGAAUGCCAAAACCCAGGUCAAACUGUGCGAGGCCUGCCCGAUGCACUCCCUCCACAAGCUGUGCGAAAGGAUUGAAGGACUUUAUCCACCAAGAGCCAAGCUUGUAAUUCAGAGGCACCUGUCCUCUCUCAGCGACAAUGAGCAGGCGGACAUCUUUGAGCGCGUUCAGAAAAUGAAGCCGGUUAGUGACCAGGAAGAAAACGAGCUCCUGAUUUUCCACCUGCGCCAGUUGUGCGAGGCAAAGCAAAAGACCCACAUUCACAUUGACGAGACCCCAAUGAACGCGUCUAAUAAUACAAUCCCAGAAAACACCACCAGCAGUGGAAGAUUCACCCUGGAUAUCCUGAAGAACAAAGCCAAGAAAUCCUUAACCAGCUCUCUCGAAAACAUCUUCUCCAGGGGAGCCAGUCGCAUGCGUGGUCGCCUGGGGAGCACGGAGAGCUUUGAAAGGUACAACCACCUCACUCCUGACAAAGACUUCUCCUCGGGGGACUCCCCACCCUCCACACCUCCGGCGUCUCCCGUUGCCUUGGCCGGACACCCGUUUCCUGAAGAAGACUCCGACUCUCCACAGUUCAGGAGACGCGCCCAUACUUUUAGCCACCCGCCCUCUGCCUCCAGGAAGAGGAUCACUUUCCAGAAUGGACGGUCUCAAAGCGUCCGGUCGCCCCUCCUGAGGCAAAAUUCGGCCGAACAGAGCAGGCUGGCAGUUGCCCGACGUACCCGCAGCGAGAGUGAGUCUUCGGUGCCGCCCAGUCUCCCAUCUUCUUUCUCUGCCCCUUCUUUCCUGAAAAGCUUGUACCAGAGCUCUGGGAAACCGGCUUCUCCGCCUGAAGGUGAUCCCCCCAGGAGCGAUGUGGAGAAAAGGAAGAGGACUUCCUCGGUGUGCAGCAGCGACUCUCUAAAUGCUGGUGGUCUCACCCUGGCCCCCCGUCGGAUCUCCUGGCGGCAGAGGAUCUUCCUAAGGGUGGCAUCACCCAUGAAGAAGUCUCCUUCGGCCAUGCAGCUUCAAGAUGGCUGUGAUGAAAAAGAACUGCUGCCAUUAUCGCCGCUUCCACCAUCUUUUGACGAAAUGCCCCUGGUUUCCAUCUUGCAAAACGAGGAUGUCCAAGACCAGACCGGAGAGAAGAAGAACUCGGAGGAGCUGCAGAGCCUGUGGAGAAAAGCAAUCCACCAGCAGAUCCUUCUCCUUCGGAUGGAGAAGGAAAACCAAAAACUGGAAGCGAGCAGAGAUGAGCUCCAAUCCAGGAAAAUUAAGCUGGACUAUGAGGAAGUUGGAACCUGUCAGAAGGAUGUCAUUAACAUCUGGGACAAGAAACUGCUGAAUUGCAGAGCCAAGAUCAGAUGUGAUGUGGAAGACAUUCAUACCACCCUGAAAGAUGGUGUCCCCAAAAGCCGCCGGGGAGAAAUUUGGCAGUUUCUGGCUGUGCAGCACCGUGUCAGACACCGGCUCCCAAAUAAGCAACAGCCUCCCGACAUCUCCUACAAAGAUCUCUUGAAGCAGCUGACAACGCAACAACAUGCCAUCCUGGUGGACCUGGGAAGGACUUUCCCCACCCAUCCCUACUUUUCGGCUCAACUGGGCGCAGGACAGCUCUCGCUCUUCAACCUGCUGAAAGCCUACUCCUUGCUGGACAAGGAAGUGGGCUAUUGUCAAGGCAUCAGUUUCGUGGCCGGCGUGCUGCUCCUCCACAUGAGUGAAGAGCAAGCCUUCGAAAUGCUGAAAUUCCUCAUGUAUGACCUCGGAUUCCGGAAACAGUACAGGCCCGACAUGAUGUCACUGCAGAUCCAGAUGUACCAGCUGUCAAGGCUGCUUCAUGAUUAUCAUCGGGAUCUUUACCACCAUCUUGAAGAAAACGAAAUCGGCCCAAGUCUGUAUGCUGCACCCUGGUUUCUCACUUUAUUUGCCUCGCAAUUUCCCCUGGGAUUUGUAGCCAGAAUCUUUGAUAUUAUUUUUCUUCAAGGUACAGAAGUCAUAUUUAAGGUAGCACUAUGCCUGCUUAGCACCCAGGAGGAAUGCAUCAUGUCGUGUGAGACAUUUGAAGGCAUUGUUGAAUUUCUGAAGAACACUCUCCCCGACAUGACACAGCCCCAGAUGGAGAAGAUAAUGGCCCAGGUAUUUGAGAUGGACAUUUCCAAACAGCUUCAUGCCUACGAGGUGGAGUACCAUGUUCUGCAAGACGAAUUGCAAGAGAACCUGAGCCCUUGUGAGGAGAUUGAAGCUUCAGAGAAACUUGAAAGGGCCAACAGUCAGCUGAAGAGACAAAAUAUGGAUCUCUUGGAGAAACUUCAGGUGGCCCAUGCUAAGAUCCAAGGCAUGGAGUCCAACCUGGAAGAGGCCUUGAGAAGGGAGGGCCAGAUGAUGACUUUAAUCCAGUCCCUGGAAGAGGAGAAGGCUCUAUAUCAGAAGGCCCUGGAGAAGAUCUGCAGCUACCUGUCCCAAGAGGCCCUGUCUGACUGUGAAGAGCUGCUGAAAGAAGUCAACUGUCAUCCAGACCAAUUCUAGAAGAAAGCCAUAAAUGAGAGAAGGGGGCAGGAGGGAGAAGAGAAAGAGAGAGAGAGGGAAAAAGAGAGAGAGAGAGAGAACAUGGUUUCUUCUCAUAGAUGGAAGGAAAGAAAAGGCCAGAUCACUGCUGGGAAGGAGACCCACCUCAUUUCACAGGAUUCUACUGUACAAGGAGAAGCCGCAGUAGAGAAGAGGCCUUUUUUCAACCUCAAUAUGCAAAUCCCAGGUUCAUGUUGUCGUCGUCGUCUUCUUUUUUUUUAUAACGCGUGUAAAUAAUUUGCAGUGCACAGUACAAAAGAUGGGAUCGAAUGAAGAAGAUCAGGUGUAUAUUUAGGACUGAUCUAAACACGGGAAAACGGUGGAAUUUUGAGACUGCUUGUGACUUAAACGUUGAAGACUCUACCCUUCCCUCCGUAAAGGAAGGUAUGGGGUCUUUUCUAUACGCUGAUCAACACUUGAAAAUAAAUAAAUAAAUAAAAAGCAAGAAUGUAUUUCCACCUCCAAAAAGCAGCACAGAUUCCCAGCUGAGGGGUGGGUGGGUGGGUGCUGUGCAUGUCUGCUAUAUGUUGGGGGUCCGUUUCUAAAGUUCCUCAGGGAAGAUUGCUGGUCCUUCCUUUGCGCAGGAACAGUUGUGUUCCUGCGGACACACAACUGACCUCUCCUCCUCUCCCCGUCAGGGAGAGCUGGUGAUGAAAAGUUGAUGAAAAGUCACCCAUUCCCUAUCCAGAAAAGCAAGGAAGACAUAUCAGGGACCCCUUCACUCCCCCUUCCUUGUGAGACAGAGAACAAAAUGGCUGGUUGAGGUGUGGCUGGGGUGGGAGCGUGUCAGAAUGCAGGUAGGACUUUCCAAGCAAACACUCCUCCUGGGGAAAGUCACCUGAAACUCUUGGGAUCGACUCCUUUCCUCUGACCUGCAGGAAUCCGUUUGGUUGAAAGGAUCCUCCCGGUUGAGUGCUGUCCUUAUCUUAGCACCUUGUAGCUUCUUCGUGCUCUGGAGGUUUAGUUGCACCAAGGUCACCGUUAUAGGAGGACAACCCGUGUCACUUCAGCAAUGGCUCAGAGACGCUAUGAGGCACUACAAGUCCUGAGAGGAAUGACCAUCGCUUAAACACGAUAGAUGGAAUGUCCUUCAGCCGGAUGCCGAAUCCUGCAGCCCGAUUCCACUUGGCCAAGGAAACCCUGUAAGAUCUUCCUGCUUCCUCAUUUAUCCAGCUCUUUUUCUCCAAAUGUUAGUAUUUCUUCCACGGGGAAGAUCCCCAUAAACCUUCAACCGAAGAACAACUAGGUUGUCACAGAAUUAACGCUAAGGGGAGUGGUUAUCCCCAUGUGGCAGUUUGUACAUUUCAUCAUAACAUGUCUGUUCCCUCCUUCUUUUUUAAGAAGCAUUAAGAAGCAGAGAUUUGGCUUCUUGAAAAUCUAGCAAUUUCUGGAUGGUGUUGAUUGUAUUGUUAUUAUUAUUAUCACCAUCAACAUCAUCAUUUGCUGCUCUGCCUAUCCUGUUUCCCCCAAAAUAAGACAUCCCCUGAUAAUAAGCCCAAUCGGCCUUUUGAGUGGAUGGCAAUAAGGCCAAGCGCUUAUUUCAGGGUUCAAAAAAAUAUAAGACGGGGUCUUAUUUUCGGGGAAACAUGGUAUUUCUUAAGGACGUUUUCUGGUUUUGGAAGCUAUUUCUGCCAUGCAGACCAGACACUCAAGUCAACAUUUGAUCUAUCAAAAUGAUGAAAAUAUCAAUCAGCCAACACAAGAAAUAUGUUUUGGAACAUGUUGUCCCAUUCCCCCCCCCCCACUCCGCAUUGGGAACGACUUGUCGUAUUUCUCCAGCUGCUUUCUCUAAAAUUGUGCCAAAUUCAGCCAAGUGUCUUCCUUGUCCAAGACACAGGUGUGGGUGAAAGUGCUUCCAUUGCAACAUGUCUUGUGUUAUGCAAACAACAAGAAAACCAAGGAGAAACCACACAGUUGGCAUUUUCCUCCAUCCGCUGCUAAUCCAACCUGCCUCCCCCCCUCCUUUUUUUAAAAUUUCUUGAUCAUAUAAUUUCUUAAGUUUUCCUGGGCAUCGUCCCAAAGGAAAAGCCAAAAUGCAUGACGAGACACUGCCCUAAUUUCAGCUUUUUGCACGGGAGAUUUCCCAAAGAUUGCGUGUCUGGCGUUUUUUUUUUUUUUUCUCGCUGCUUUUUAUCAAAUCAACAGAAUCACACCAAACCUGGCAGAGUUGCAGAAACAUCACACUUUCGGAAGGAAAAUUGUGCUGUUUCUUUGCAAUUUCAUUUGGGGCCACCUCGUGCACGGAAAAGCGGCCCCAGAGAAUUGGAUGCCGCUGGUCUGAGUUAUUAAGGCACGCAAGACUUUUUUUUUUUAAAUCACAAUGUUUCACGCUAUGUUGGUUUCACUGACUUGUUCAUAUUGUCACGUGGAAAAUUUCCAAUAAAUGCCAUUGCUGCG
Molecule: messenger RNA, 6427 nt
Organism: Pantherophis guttatus
Lineage: Eukaryota; Metazoa; Chordata; Lepidosauria; Squamata; Colubridae
Gene: TBC1D4
Product: TBC1 domain family member 4
Source: RefSeq, a predicted model, not a curated record